AUGGAUAAGAUCAAUAUCGAUUUUUUGAAUUUUGAAACCAGAUUCAGCCAGGAAGCACAAAAUAGCAGAAUUGAGGAGGAAUUUUUUAUAGAAGAGACCAAAUACGACCAUAUUGCUGAAUUUCCUUUGAAGUCAGCUUUAAAUUUAGAUCUUGAUGAAAGCCUGAAUGGGUCAUGAAAUCAAAAAUUCCUUGAUUGUGAUACAGCUCCUAAUCAUUCCCGAAGGAAAAGAGGAAGAAAGCCGAUAUAGCUUUGAGCCUCUUUAGAUUGCGUGGGCGAAAACGAAUUAUUCCAACUAGUAGAGUUGGCUUGGCAAAGUAUAGCCGCAAUCAUCCUUACAAAUUGAAAAUAUAUUUGCAUUUUUCAGCUUGUAGAACUGUGUUGCUUGCCAAGCCAGCUCGACCAGCUAGAAGGCAUGCUAUAGCCUAGGGCAAUGGAAAUGAGGCGCUUGGCUAUAAGGCCCAAUGAUCCUAUCAAAAAGAAAACAGAAGAAAAGGACAAAUUCUGGCUUAGAAGCUUCCGCUCUUAUAUUUCCAAUAAUUACCAUCACUUCAAAACAAAACUCACUGCAGAAGACAACUCUUUUUGAGCAAGUUACGUGUCUUCAAAAGGUAAGCCAGAUAAAGGGAACAAGUUUUUAUCUUAUGGUCGCAAGUAUAAAAAUUAUUUAUUCUCCCAUCCUUCAUUUGUAAAAUACUUUCAAGAGUGAUUUAAAAAUUUCGGUGCACAAGAACUCUCGAGAAAAUGCCAGCCAGGCUCAGAUCUUUGGUUCGUUUUCUAUGACUAUGGCUCAAAUGACCUCUACAAUUAUUUUCCUCAUGACUCUACCGUAAAAGAAAGCUCUUCUACUUAUCAUAUAAGCUUCAGUCAAGAUGAAUUUCCAAGCAAUUGUACGGACAAUGAAGCAUUUAUUGAGUCCUUAUUUAAUCAAAUGUAA
This is a messenger RNA of Blepharisma stoltei, 936 nucleotides long. The record is from the annotation of a GenBank genome assembly. NCBI's taxonomy places the organism in Eukaryota, Ciliophora, Heterotrichea, Heterotrichida, Blepharismidae.